Molecule: messenger RNA, 1209 nt
Organism: Penicillium malachiteum
Lineage: Eukaryota; Fungi; Ascomycota; Eurotiomycetes; Eurotiales; Aspergillaceae
Product: terpene synthase family protein
Exons: 9
Coding region: 1-1209 (402 amino acids)
Source: RefSeq, a predicted model, not a curated record
AUGGAUACCACACACCGAACUAUCCACAAAUCCCUCCGGGUAUCACUCAAGGGUCAGAAUGUCACGAUUCCAAGCAUGUACGAGGUAUUCCCUGAGUGGAAGCCUCAAAUCCAUCCUCAGUGGGUCGUGGAUAAGCGUACUGCUAAAGGCUUGAAAGCUGCGGAUUUCGCUGUUUUCGCUGCGGUCUGGAACCCGAAAUGCUCCUUUGAGGUACUUUGUACUGCAGCGAAAUAUUAUGCGUGGUAUUUUGUUUACGAUGACAUUUUCGACUGCGGAACUCUCAAGUACAACAAGUCUGCGGCUAUAGAGUACCGUGAUGCCAGUCUUCAAUACUUCAAGUUCUUCCUGUGUGGUGAAGGAAGUCCCCCUGACCUGUCCUCCUUUGAUACUGAGCUCCGAAAUGGGCUACAUUGUUGGGAUGAAGUCGGGACCCACAUCUGCCAGGUGAAUUCAAAGGAGAGCCGCCAGGUACUUUGCGACGAGAUGUUACGAUACGUGGGAAGCCUGGAUAAUGUGGACAGCAUUUUUGAGAUCUAUGAAACCCCAUCUCCUGAACAGUACUGGGAGCGCCGGGAAGCUACUGCUGCAGUACACUGCGUGUCUGCAACAAUUCCAUUCGUCUACGGCAUUGACGUCACGAAAGAACAGAUGGAAGCUCAGGCCAUGAAGGACCUGUGGCGACACACUUCCUUCUUUGUGCAUAUCUCCAACGAUAUGUUUUCAUUCAGAAAAGAAGUGAACGAUGAUCAAAUCGAGAAUCUGAUUCCGGUAUUGAUGAUGAAUGAAAAUGUCACUUGCAACGAGGCAAUGCAGAAGGGCUAUGCUCUUUUGCAAGAGGAGGCGGCAGGAUUCUAUGAUGCAAAGAAACGACUGAUCGCCGAUGCCAAGGACGAGGACAAAAAUGUCUCUGAAGCCUUCAUUGAAGGAUGCUUGAAUAUUGCUAUGGGACUAGCUCAUUGGAGCUAUUGUGGACACCGUUAUUUCAAGCCGUGGGAGAGAGAUAGCCAGGAUGUGAUCCACUUUACUGUCGGUCCCCCGCCAGCUCCACCAGUCUCAGCAGUCUGCACUUCAUCCGAGUCCGAGUCAUUCCUGGGGAAGUUUCCGAUCUGGGACAUGUGUCUCAAUCUGGUACACUUCAGUCCAUUAAUUAUAUGGACUGUGGGAGCCAUUGCGCCUCGCUUUACCAAAUUGGCCUCUGUUUCUGCUUGA